CUCUGCACCACCACCCGCUGGUUAUGGAAACCGACACAACUCAUGGAGUGCUACACUGAGCUUAUCGCUCCCACCGCCGUCACCCACUCCCUUGCACUUCCAUUCCUCACGACCGACGCCAACAAUUUGAUCGUUGUCAAGACCUCGCUCCUGCAGGUCUUCGCCCUUCACGAUGCGCAAUCGAAAUUGGUGUUGAUUGGUGGGUAUCCUCUCGCGGGAACGGUCACGUCGAUCGCGCGCGUCAAAACUCUCGACACGCGCACCGGCGGCGAGGCAAUAUUGUUGGCCUUCAAGAACGCAAAGCUCAGCUUGAUCGAAUGGGACCCCGAGAACCACCGCAUCAGCACCGUCAGCAUACACUACUACGAAGGCGAGAAUGUCAUCGCGCAGCCUUACGGGCCGAGUCUGGGCGAAUACGAAAGCAUUCUCACAGUCGAUCCUGGUUCAAGAUGCGCGGCAUUGAAGUUUGGCGCACGACAGCUUGCCAUCCUUCCCUUUCGCCAAUUCGGAGACGAGCUGUUGGGAGAAGAGGAGGGCGAGUUUGAAAAUGCAAACGAUGGCACCACCAGCAAGAAGCAUGACGCUAUGCAGAAUGGAGAAGAUGAGGCCGAGCAGACACCAUACAAGCAGUCAUUCGUUCUACCUUUGACCACCCUGGAUCCAGCCUUGAGCCAUACCAUUGAUCUGGCGUUCCUUCACGAAUAUCGUGAGCCGACCUUUGGCAUCAUCUCCUCCGCCAUCGAGCCUUCUUAUGCCCUAUUCGACGAGCGCAAGGACAUCUUGUCAUACACCGUCUUCACGCUCGACCUGGAGCAAAAGGCAUCUACCAAUUUGAUCACUGUUCCGAAUCUCCCAUCCACCCUUUGGAAGGUCGUUCCUUUACCGUCGCCGAUAGGUGGCGCCUUGCUGAUCGGCACAAAUGAGUUCAUUCACGUCGAUCAGAGCGGCAAGGCAAAUGCCACCGCUGUCAACGAGUUUGCGAUGAAAGAGAGCGAUUUUGGUAUGGCGGAUCAAUCUGGUUUGAAUUUGAAGUUGGAAGGUUGCAGCGUCGAGAUUCUCAAUGCGUCCACUGGCGAGAUGCUUGUAGUGCUCCGGGAUGGUUCUCUCGCAACGGUCGACUUCAAGAUGCUCGGCCGCAGUAUCAGUGCUGUGAUUGUCACGAUAAUCUCGUCAGAGAAUGGCGGAAAAGUCUUCUCAACCGCUCCCUCUUGUGUGUCAAGACUGGACCAGAAUAACCUCUUCAUUGGCAGUGAAGAUGGCUCUUCCUCUCUUCUUGGCUGCACUAACUCGCAGAGUGGUCUGAGCAGGAAGCGUUCUCAUGCUCAGAUGCUAGGUCAGAAUUCCGGAGACGAAGAGGAGGAUGUGCUGGACGAGGACGAUGACGACUUGUACGACGCCGAGCCCGAUUCGAAGAAAAGAGCGACUUCGGUCGCGGAACAAUCAGCCGGCGACUCGAGCACGCAUUUCGUGAUCAAGGACGAUUUGCACUCCAUUGGCCCCAUCAACAACACAUGCGUCGGCAGAUCUAAUGCUGCCGGUGAGGACAAAUUGCAACUGCUCGCAGGGACAGGCAAGAGCCGAUCGAGCAGACUGGCCUGCAUCAACCGCGACAUCAUACCUCAGCAUAUCCGAAAGAACCAAUUCGAAGGCGCGAGACACGCAUGGGCUGUUUGUGCUCGCGAGAAGAAUGCAAACGACGAUGAAGCAGGCGAGGGCGGCUACACAGAGCGGUCAGCGACGGAAUUCGAGCACGAUGGCGAAACGCUAGAAGUACUCACGCUCGGGCAUGGGACCGCCGUUGUACAAGUCCGGCGUAUGGAAAUCCGGACGUACGACAGCCAUCUUGCGCUCAGUCAAAUCAUCCCAAUGAUCGACGAUGAGACCGACGCAGAGUUCAGCAUUGUACAUACGUCAGCCUGCGAUCCUUACCUGCUCGUUAUACGAGACGACAGCAGCAUUCAGGUUCUGCAACACGAACGGAAGGACAUUGAGCCUCUGGAUAUCACACCCGACGCUGCGGACAAGCAGUGGAUGAGUGGUUGCGUGUAUUCUGGUGAAUUCACGGACGGAAACGCAGCGCUGUUCCUUCUCUCUGCAGAAGGCUCCUUACAUGUGCUCACGCUUCCGGACCUGCAGCUGGUCUACAUGACUCCUGCACUGCCUCACUUGCCUCCGGUCUUGUCUGCAGAUGUCAGUCACAGAAGAAUGGGUGUGAAAGAGACUUUGACGGAGCUUCUGGUCGCCGACCUGGGCAAUGAUGGUGUUCUCCAGCCUUAUCUGACGGUAAGGACAGCGAUGGACGAUGUUGUUCUAUAUGAACCCUUCCAUUCUUCGCCGUCAGCUUCGACCGGACCCUGGCAUUCGAAUCUGCGGUUCAGGAAAGUGCCCGUACCGUACAUUCCCAAGUACAACGACUCUCCUCUCGAGGACCCCAACGCUCGACCGCCCGCGCUGAGACGCAUGCAAAUUGGUGGAUACAAUACCGUUUCGAUACCUGGUGCGCCGUCUUGUCUCUUGUUGAAGGAAGCAUCUGGACCGCCGAAGAUUCUGGAAGUGAACGAGCCCAAAAGGUCGAACGCCACUACUAUACUGACUCCGUUAAACCGCAUCGGCUGCGAGAAUGGCUUCGCGACUGUGGAUGUAAAUGGCGCAUUGCACGAGUGCCAGCUUCCUCCUGACGCCUGGUUCAGCACUGGCUGGAGCAUUCGUCAAAUAGACCUUGGUGAUGAUGCGCGAGAAGUACGGCAUUUGGCGUAUCAUGAAGCCAGAGGAAUUUUCGUUGCGGCAACAUGCACGACAGUUGACUUCUACUUCGCAGAGGAAGAUGGCAGACAUCCGGAACAAGAUGACAUCUCCAUCCGUCCACAGGUCCCACAAUACAGCGUCCAUCUCAUCUCUGCGAAGACGCACAAGAUCAUACAUACCCACAAGCUCCCAUAUUUGGAAACCGUCACGGCCUUGAAGGUGAUGCCAGCAGAAGUUAGCGAGCUCUCUCACGAGGUCAAACCUGUGGUCGUGGUAUCGACCGGAGCUCAGCGUGGCGAGGACAUGCCUGCGAAAGGCGCACUCAUCGUCUUUGAUGUAAUCGAUGUGGUUCCGGACCCUGACGUCGAAGAGAGCGGCUUACACCUCCACGUAUUGGCGAGAGAAGAAUCCCGUGGAGCCAUUACGGCUCUCGCAUCAUUUCCCGGCGGCAUGAUUGGUACAGCUCAAGGACUCAAGCUGAUGAUUCGAGGCAUGCGAGAGGAUGGAUCAUGUUUGCCUGUGGCCUUCCUGGAUGCUCAAUGCUAUACUUCACUCCUGAAAACGCUCGACUCCCGCGGGUUGUGGCUCGCUGGAGACGCAUGGAAAGGACUGUGGUUCGGUGGCUUCACUCAGGAGCCGUACAAGCUCACACUGUUGGGCAAAUCACCGCGCACCGAGAUGGAGGUUAUCGAAGCCGACUUUCUGCCCUUCGACGGUGCUCUGUUCCUGCUCGUUCUGGACGCUGACGCAGAUCUUCACGUUCUGCAGUAUGACCCGGAGAAUCCCAAAUCACUCAAUGGCCAGCGCUUGCUUCAUCGAAGCACAUUCCACAUUGGCCAUUUUCCGACUGGAAGCAUGUUGUUGCCCAGCACGUUGGCGCCAUUCACGGAGCAGGCCCGUGAUCUUCCCAAUGGGGACAGCGAAGACACCAAGCAGGAAGAGGUCAAUUCACCACUCUUCCACGUCUUGACCACGACAUCCAGCGGCUCUAUCGGUCUCAUCACGCCUCUCGAUGAGAGUACGUAUCGCAGACUCAGCGCAUUGCAAGGUCAUCUCACCAAUAUCCUCGAGCACGCCGCCGGUCUCAAUCCGAGGAUGUACCGAACGGACACCGAGAUGAAGGCCACAGACAGUGAAAUGGGAGGUGCCAAGGGCGUUGUGGAUGGCAGCUUGAUCAGACGAAUCAGCGAAUUGGGAGCGGCCAGAAGAGCGGACGUACUGAGCCGAGUGGGCGGAGACGUAUGGCAGUUGAGAAGCGAUCUGGAGGUCUGCGGGGGCGGUGGAUUGGGCUAUUUGUGA
Messenger RNA from Zymoseptoria tritici IPO323, 4044 nucleotides. RefSeq lists its product as uncharacterized. Gene Ontology annotation, molecular function: nucleic acid binding; protein binding. Lineage: Eukaryota; Fungi; Ascomycota; Dothideomycetes; Mycosphaerellales; Mycosphaerellaceae. The coding region runs from base 43 to 4044 and encodes 1333 amino acids. Gene Ontology annotation, cellular component: nucleus; mRNA cleavage and polyadenylation specificity factor complex. The transcript has 3 exons. The record is from RefSeq and is a predicted model, not a curated record.